CGACUCCACUAUUCUGGUCACGCUAAUGUUGUUCAUGACACACGUGUAGAGCAGGGGGACAUACUGAACUGAGAGGCAGAGUGUGUCGGAAUCUGGACAUUUUCGACGGAGCGUCAAAAAGCCAUCAGCCGACAGCUAGACGUUUGGUUCUGGGAAAAGGAGAACGUUUCAGCGGUCGGGGGGAAAAGAACGGGUGUCGUAUUUCGCUCGUAUGAGGGAAGGGUGUAGAUGGGACUGUCUCAGCUCUGAGCCAUGGAAUGCCCCCUCCGUCCGCCACUAGCCUGCUCUUCUCCACAGACUGACUUCCAGACGCUGAGUUAACGACACGUUGCUCCCCUCCAACUGAACACAACCAGGAAGGGGAAGAAGUCACAGCGGAGCUUCGUACGCACAGAGGAAAGGAUUUUCAGCUCCUCUCCAACAUAUUAACAGCUAGCUCACCUUAGUUGGGGUUAGUUUUCCCUUGUCUUCUCUGUGGAUUUGGGAUUUUUUUUUAAUAGAGAGUCAAGAUGGUGGAUUUAGAGGAGUACCUGUGGAUGGUGAUCCUGGGCUUCGUCAUAGCCUUCAUCCUGGCCUUCUCUGUGGGGGCCAACGACGUGGCCAACUCGUUCGGGACGGCGGUGGGGUCGGGGGUGGUGACUCUGAGACAGGCCUGUAUCCUGGCGUCCAUCUUUGAGACGUUGGGUUCCAUGCUUCUUGGAGCCAAGGUGGGGGAGACCAUACGGAAGGGCAUCAUAGACGUCAACCUAUACAACGAGACGGUGCCUGUUCUCAUGGCAGGGGAGGUCAGCGCCAUGGUCGGGUCAGCGAUUUGGCAGCUCAUCGCCUCGUUCCUCAAACUACCCAUCUCCGGGACGCAUUGCAUCGUGGGAUCGACCAUCGGGUUCUCCAUGGUGGCCAUCGGUACCAAGGGUGUCCAGUGGAUGCAGCUGGUCAAGAUUGUUGCGUCCUGGUUCAUCUCUCCCUUGCUGUCUGGACUGAUGUCGGGAUUCCUCUUCUUCCUCAUCAGACACUUCAUCCUCAGUAAGGAUGACCCUGUCCCCAACGGCCUCCGUGCCCUGCCAGUGUUUUACGCCUCAACGAUAGGCAUCAACGCCUUCUCCAUCCUCUACACUGGUGCUCCAUUGCUAGGUCUGGAGAUGUUACCGGUGUGGGCUAUAGCUCUGAUCACGUUGGCAGGGGCUCUGGUCUGUGCUGCCGUGGUGUGGUUCGCUGUCUGCCCCUGGAUGAGACGGAAAAUUUCAAGUCGUAUGAAGAAGGAGCACGCUGCCCUGUCACGCAUCUCAGACGAGUCCUUAGAUCAGAUCCCAGAGGAGGAGGAGGACACUCCCGUGUUCAAGGAGCUACCGGGCGCCAAGGGGACGGAGGACGCUGUGCUGCCGUUAACCGGUGGUACCGGAGUAGAGUCACGGAGAGGAGAGGUCACCGGGGAGCUCAACAGCCUGGCCAAUGGAGGCACUGUCCUGCCCAACGGACGGGUCUACGGGCGGACCCACUCCAUGACCAACGGUACCCUGUCCAUGUCCAAGUCCCCGCUGUCCAACGGCAGCUUCACCUUCGGAGGGGAACACAUCCGCAGCGACGGUCAAGUGUACCACACGGUUCACAAGGACUCUGGUCUCUACAAAGACCUGCUCCACAAGAUCCACCUGGGACGGCUGGAGGACGACCACUCCGCCCCCACGCCAGACAACAACUACCGCCUGCUGCGUCGCAACAACAGUUAUACCUGCUACACGGCCGCCAUCUGUGGCAUGCCGGUCCAGCCGCUGCUCCGCUCCGAGUCCCGAGAGUCCCGCGAGGCACGAGAAGACAGUGAGAAGCUGGUGGGGGAGGGGGAGAGGUCUGGGAGCGUGUCCUACACCAAGAAGAGGGUCCGCUACGACAGUUAUUCAUCGUACUGUAACGCUGUGGCGGAGGCCGAGAUCGAGGCGGAAGAGGGCGGCGUGGAGAUGAAGCUGGCGUCUGACCUCGGGGGCGAGGAGGCAGGGGUGCCGGGGGCUCCCGUCCCACUGGAUGACUCCGCAGAAGAGGAUGAAGGGGAUAAGGACAAGCCGACCGUCUACCUGCUCUUCCACUUCCUGCAGAUCCUCACCGCAUGCUUUGGAUCCUUCGCUCACGGAGGCAACGACGUCAGUAACGCCAUCGGCCCGUUGGUGGCGCUGUGGAUGAUCUAUGACCAAGGCGGGGUGAUGCAGGACGCUGCCACCCCCAUCUGGCUGCUGUUCUACGGGGGCGUAGGAAUCUGCUGCGGCCUGUGGGUCUGGGGGCGCCGGGUGAUCCAGACCAUGGGCAAGGACCUCACCCCCAUCACACCUUCCAGUGGGUUUUGCGUUGAAGUAAUGAGUGCUCUGUCAGUGCUUGUUGCUUCUAAUGUGGGCAUCCCAAUAAGCUCCACCCACUGCAAGGUGGGCUCGGUGGUAGCGGUUGGCUGGAUCCGCUCCAAGAAGGCGGUUGAUUGGCGGUUGUUCCGUAACAUCUUCCUGGCGUGGUUUGUCACAGUGCCAGUAGCCGGGCUGUUCAGCGCCGCGGUCAUGGCCCUGUUUGUCUACGGCAUCCUCCCUUACGUCUGAGGAAGAGAGGAGAGAGGGAGAAAAGACGAGAUGGAGAGAGAGAGUGGGAGAGGGGAUGGUAAAGAAAGAGGAGAUGCAAAGAAUGAGGCUAGUAGGAGAAAAGAGAUGGACGGAGUGGUUAAUUAAACUGUCUAGAGGGGAGAAGAAAAGAGAAUUAGAUCACACGCUGCCUGGGUUCUAGUCCUGAAGAGGGUUAGAUCACACGCUGCCUGGGUUCUGGUCCUGAAGAGGGUUAGAUCACACGCUGCCUGGGUUCUAGUCCUGAAGAGGGUUAGAUUACAUGUUGCCUGGGUUCUAGUCCUGAAGAGGGUUAGAUCACACGCUGCCUGGGUUCUAGUCCUGAAGAGGGUUAGAUCACACGCUGCCUGGGUUCUGGUCCUGAAGAGGGUUAGAUUACAUGUUGCCUGGGUUCUAGUCCUGAAGAGGGUUAGAUUACAUGUUGCCUGGGUUCUGUUCCUGAAGAGGGUUAGAUUACAUGUUGCCUGGGUUCUGGUCAAGAGACUUGUUGACUUCUAUGCUGAAGGAAUCUUGUUUUAUUUUUUUAUUUUUAUUUUAUUUUUUGCAUAAAGAAAACUAAUAUGUUCAAUCUUAUAAAACAACCUGCUGUACAGACGCAUAUUACCGACAGACGUGUUACGGACGGGCGUGUUACGGACGGGCGUGUUACGGACGGGCGUGUUACGGACAGACGUGUUACGGACAGACGCGUUACGGACAGACGCGUUACGGACAGACGCGUUACGGACAGACGCGUUACGGACAGACGCGUUACGGACAGACGCGUUACGGACAGACGCGUUACGGACAGACGCGUUACGGACAGACGUGUUACGGACCGAUAUACGUUAAGACACUAGGAUUCUACUGUUUUACAGGCAAUAAUAUGAAAGAUAAAUGCAGUCUACACAAUGUUUCGAUCAUCACUAGUUAACACAGUUAAAAUGAUAUCUCAUCUUUAUAUAUAUAUAUAUAUAUCUUUUUUAUUGCGUUAUUAGCGGCUGCCUGCAGUAGGAAACCGCGGUGUAGUUGGUUCAGUAGUUAUCCUUAAUGCCCAAAAGAAAAAUUGUACAUAUUGUAAUAUUGGAUUAUUUGAGUGCGAUUUGUUAUACUGCAGCUUAGCUUUAAAACAAAAGAUGUGUGUCGUUCAACCAAACCACUCUGACCCUUCAUAGCCUACCAUUACCGUUACUGCCCUUACAUGCUAGACAGGAAGGAAGUUACUGCCCUUACACGCUAGACAGGAAGGAAGGUCUUGUUGCCACGGCGACCAUAAAACCCUCCCGGGGUGCUGAGAUUGCAAUUUUUUUAUUUUUUUUCCAGAUAUACAGUACCAGUCAAAAUUUUGGACACCUACUAAUUCAAAGAUUUCUCUUUAUUUUUACUAUUGUCUACAUUGUAGAAUAAUAGUGGAGACAUCAACACUAUGAAAUAACAAUGGAAUCAUGUAGUCACCAAAACAAAGUGUUACAAAUCAAAGUGUAUUUUAGAUUCUUCAAAGUAGCCACCCUUUGCCUAAAUGACAGCAUUGCACACUCUUGAUAUUCUCUCAACCAGCUUCACCUGGAAUGCUUUUCCAAUAGUCUUGAAGGAGCUCCCACAUGCUGAGCACUUUCUUCACUCUGCGGUAUCCCAAACCAUCUCAAUUGGGUUGAGGUCGGGUGAUUUUGGAGGCCAGGUCAUCUGAUGCAGUACUCAUCACUCUCCUUAUUGGUCAAAUAGCCCUUGCACCGCCUGCAGGUGUGUUGGAUCAUUGUCCUGUUGAAAAACAAAUGAUAGUCCCACUAAAUGCAAACCAGAUGAGAUGGCGUAUCGCUGCAGAAUGCUGUGGUAGCCAUGCUGGUUAAGUGUGCCUUGAAUUCUAAAUAAAUCACAGACAGUGUCACCAGCAAAGCACCAUCACACCUCCUCCUUGCUUCAUGGUGGGAACCACACAUGCGGAGAUCAUCCGUUCACCUACUCUGCUUCUCACAAAGACAUGUCGGUUGAGACCAAAAAUCUCACUUUUGGACCAAAGGACAGAUUUCCACCAGUCUAAUGUCCAUUGCUCAUGUUUCUUGGCCCAAGCAAGUCUCUCCUUAUUGGUGUCCUUUAGUAGUGGUUUAUCUUCUGUAUACCACUCCUACCUUGUCACAACACAACUGAUUGGCUCAAACACAUUAAGAAGGAAAGACAUUUCACAAAUGAUCUUUUAACAAGGCACACCUGUUAAUUUAAAUGCAUUCCAGGUGACUACCUCAUGAAGCUGGUUGAGAGAAUGCCAAAAGUGUGCAAAGCUGUCAUCAAGGCAAAGGGUGGCUACUUUGAAGAAUCUCAAAUAUAAAAUAUAUUUUGAUUUGUUAACCUGUCUAGGAUGAGAGUGCCGCUAGCGGCACUCCCCCCCCACCCCCACUGAAAAGGCAGAGCCGCGAAAUUCAAAAAAAAUAUAUUUUUAAAAUAUUUAACUUUCACACAUUAAAGUCCAAUACAGCUAAUGAAAGACACAGAUCUUGUGAAUCCAGCCAACAUGUCCGAUUUUUUUAUUUUUUUUACAGGGAAGACACAAUAUGUAAAGAUGUAAAUCUAUUAGCUAAAAACACAUUAGCAUAAUCCACCAUUUUUCUUUGUCCACCAACAACAGUAGCUAUCACUAAUUCGGCUAAACUAAGAUAUUUAUAGCCCCUAACCAAGAAAAAAACUCAUCAGAUGACAGUCUGAUAACAUAUUUAUGGUAUGGGAUAGGUUUUGUUAGAAAAAUGUGCAUAUUUCAGGUAGAUGGCAUAGGUUACAAUUGCACCCACCGUCACAAAUGGACUAGAAUAACUACAUAGAGCAAUGUGUUUACCUACUUACUAAUCAUCAAACAUUUCGUAAAAAUACACAACAUACACUAAUCGAAAGACACAGAUCCUGUGAAUACAGACAAUAUUUCAGAUUUUCUAAGUGUCUUACAGCGAAAACACAAUAAAUCGUUAUAUUAGCAUAGCACAUGUGCAAACAUUACCCCAGCAUUAAUUCUAGCCAAAGUGAGCGAUAACGUAAACAUCGCCAAAAUAUAUUAUUUUUUUCACUAACCUUCUCAGAAUUCUUCAGAUGACACCCCUGUAACAUCACAUUACAACAUGCAUAUACAGUUUGUUCGAAAAUGUGCAUAUUUAGCCACCAAAAUCAUGGUUAGACAAUGGGGAAAGUAGCCCAGCUGGUGAGAAAAUGUCCGUGCGCCAUAUUAGACAGUGAUCUACUCGUAUACAUAAAUACUCAUAAACGUGACUAAAAAAUAUAGGGUGGACAGCGAUUGAUAGACAAUUUAAUUCUUAAUACAAUCGCGGAAUUACAUUUUUUUAAUUAUCCUUACUUUUCAAUACAGUUUGCGCCAAGCGAAGCUACGUCAAAAAACAUGGCGUCCUAAGCCACUAACAUUUUUCGACAGAAACACGAUUUAUCAUAAUAAAAAUUUCCUACUUUGAGCUGUUCUUCCAUCAGUAUCUUGGGCAAAGGAUCCUUUCUUGGGUCUAAUCGUCUUUUGGUGGAAAGCUGUCCUCUUGCCAUGUGGAAAUGCCAACUGCGUUCAGCAUGAACUGGAAGCGUGCCCAGCGAUUCACAGCGUUUCAGAAAUAAAUGUCCCAAAAUCGCACUAAACGGAUAUAAAUUGCUAUAAAACGCUUUAAAUUAACUACCUUAUGAUGUUUUUAACUCCUAUAACGAGUCUUAACAUGACCGGAGAAAGAUUACUCCCAACACUAAUGCUUGGAACAGGUGCGGGUCGGUGUCCUCCAGGCGCAUGACGCAGCUCCAAAAGAGUGACUAGCUACAGGGUUUUUUAAUUUAUAGUGCCUGUGAACGCGCAAUCGACCCCAUUCAAAUCGUCAUCACGUAAAGGCAUCCAGGGGAAGACGUAAGCAGUGUCCGUAUACUCAUAGGAAUAACAUUGGCUUUAAAACUGACUCCAGAACAGUGGCCAAAAUUUCUGAAAUCUGACUCCAUGUCAGGGAAAUUGCUGUAGAAUGGGUUCUGUUCCACUUAGAGACAAAAUUUCAUCUCCUAUAGAAACUAUAGACUGUUUUCUAUCCAAUAAUAAUAAUAAUAUGCAUAUUGUACGAUCAAGAAUUUUGUAGGAAGCCGUUUCAAAAAUUACACGAUUACCAUAAAUAGUGACAACAGCGCCCCCAGCCUCAACAGGUUAAACACUUUUUUGGUUACUACAUGAUUCCAUAUGUUUUAUUUCAUAGUUUUGAUGUCUUCACUAUUAUUCUACAAUGUAGAAAAUAGUCAAAAUAAAAACCCUUGAAUGAGUAGGGUUGUAACCAAACUUUUGACUGGUACUGUAUACAGUAUAUAUAUAUUUUUUGGUAUUUUAUUAGGAUCCCUACAAGCUGUUGCUGAAACAUCAGCUACUUUUCCUGGGCUCCACAUGAAACAUGACGUCAUACAGAACAUUAAUUGACAAGGACAGAUGUUACCGUAGAAACCAGUUACCAGAAGAUGUCCCAAUUUGAACUGCGUUCUGUAUGUUUUAAAGAUGGAUACCCUGUUUUUUAAUGUGUUCUAUAACGUCAUUUUGUACUGUAAACUAUCAUGUGGUUUUCCGUCUAUUAGAUUUUGUAUUUUGUCUUUUUAUGAAUACUUUUUGUUUUCACUCUGGUUGGAGGUAUAGAAUACACCCAUUAUUCUGUCUAA
Salvelinus fontinalis (brook trout) is the source of this 7226-nucleotide messenger RNA. Its product is annotated as sodium-dependent phosphate transporter 2-like. The record is from RefSeq and is a predicted model, not a curated record. Bases 510 to 2573 code for a protein of 687 amino acids. Gene Ontology annotation, molecular function: phosphate transmembrane transporter activity. The transcript is spliced from 11 exons. NCBI's taxonomy places the organism in Eukaryota, Metazoa, Chordata, Actinopteri, Salmoniformes, Salmonidae. Gene Ontology annotation, biological process: phosphate ion transmembrane transport. Gene Ontology annotation, cellular component: membrane.